AACUGCUGACACAGGGUAUAUGUCUCGGCGGCUUAUGAAGGCUCUGGAGGAUCUUUCAAUUUUGUACGACAGAACCGUGCGAAAUGCAAGUUCAUGCAUAGUGCAAUUUGAGUAUGGUGAUGAUGGUAUGGACCCUGCACAGAUGGAAGAGAAAGAAGGGCAUCCUCUGAACUUUAAUAGAUUAUUUAUGAAAGUUAAGGCAACAUGUCCUCCCGGAGAGGAAAAGAGUCUGUCAUCAUCAGAAAUCCAACAGAUGGUGCAUAAAAGGCUUUCAGAACAUGAUACGACUCCAGAUGGGGGGUGCUCAGCGGCCUUCUGCAAUUCAUUAAAAGAAUUCAUUGAAAACAACUGUGUAGCAAGCUUAGAGAAAACACGGAAAGAUCUCAAACUUGAUGGGGAACAUAAUGCAGGGGAGGAUCUUGAUGCUCUUGAAAGUAUCACUUUAAAUAUAUCAGGUGUAACAAGAAAGCAACUACAGUCUGCCAGUAUGUAG
Ipomoea triloba (trilobed morning glory) is the source of this 493-nucleotide messenger RNA. RefSeq names its product DNA-directed RNA polymerase III subunit 1-like. The transcript has 3 exons. Bases 20 to 493 code for a protein of 157 amino acids. Gene Ontology annotation, molecular function: DNA-directed RNA polymerase activity; DNA binding. NCBI's taxonomy places the organism in Eukaryota, Viridiplantae, Streptophyta, Magnoliopsida, Solanales, Convolvulaceae. The record is from RefSeq and is a predicted model, not a curated record. Gene Ontology annotation, biological process: DNA-templated transcription.